AUGGCUGAUGAGAAACCCAAGGAAGGAGUCAAGACUGAGAACAACGAUCAUAUUAAUUUGAAGGUUGUUGGGCAGGAUGGUUCUGUGGUGCAGUUUAAGAUUAAGAGGCACACACCACUUAGUAAACUAAUGAAAGCCUAUUGUGGACGACAGGACACACCUGCACAGUUGGAAAUGGAAGAUGAAGAUACAAUUGAUGUGUUCCAGCAACAGACAGGAGGUGUCUACUAAAAAGGUAACCUGCUACUUUACUCCAGGAUUUUGUUAUAGACCAAGAAUACAUUCUCAGUUAGAAAACUGCAAUUUGGUUCCACCACAUCCUGACUGCUACAGUAUAGUUUUCUCUAUUCUUUCAUUAUCCCCUUCCCUAU
Messenger RNA from Jaculus jaculus (lesser Egyptian jerboa), 371 nucleotides. Its product is annotated as small ubiquitin-related modifier 2-like. Lineage: Eukaryota; Metazoa; Chordata; Mammalia; Rodentia; Dipodidae. The coding region runs from base 1 to 231 and encodes 76 amino acids. Gene Ontology annotation, cellular component: nucleus. Gene Ontology annotation, biological process: protein sumoylation. The record is from RefSeq and is a predicted model, not a curated record. The transcript is spliced from 2 exons. Gene Ontology annotation, molecular function: ubiquitin-like protein ligase binding; protein tag activity.